Molecule: messenger RNA, 660 nt
Organism: Cylindrotheca closterium
Lineage: Eukaryota; Bacillariophyta; Bacillariophyceae; Bacillariales; Bacillariaceae
Source: the annotation of a GenBank genome assembly
AUGGAGGCCAACUUCCAAGCCCAUCAACUUGAAACAGGGACAUCCUUUGGACUCUUGCAACAAGUCUACACCAACAAGGCGAUUCUAGCUUCAGACACCUGGAUGAAACGAGUAUGGCAUGAACUCGAGGGUCUGGACAUCUAUGUCGCCUGUGACUCUCCCGCUCUCUCCCAUCGCUGUACGGACGACUCCCUUCUGAGGGAUCUCUUCAUAAACUUGGAGGUUGAACAAGAGGAACUUUUAUGGCUCAAUUGGUGUCAAAUGUUCCUCCAGCCAUUAGGGCCCUGGACUGAUCCUCUGGAGGACUGGAAUUGGUUGCUGUCACCCACUACAGGCCGUUUCCACCGCCAUGGGGCAACCUGGAAACAAUUUUCUCCUGAGGGUUCCUCCACCACGUCACGUCGCUACGCACCAGCGCCUUCAUAUCCUUCCUGCCCAUGGUGGACCGCACCGCUUCCUUGUGAUGUUCUUUGCGCCACGGUUCGCCCCAUCACGGGAUCUGACAGUGUUCUUCUCACAGGUACUGGCCGUGCCUCUAAACCGUCCCCUCCCAACAGCCCAUCCAUCCUUCAAGCGUGGCAGACGGCUGCCGAGCUUUGCACGGACUAUUACGGGUGGGUACUAGAUGAGAUCGAGGUUCACGGUGAGGAAGCCACCUGA